This is a messenger RNA of Cherax quadricarinatus, 1741 nucleotides long. RefSeq names its product myb/SANT-like DNA-binding domain-containing protein 4. Lineage: Eukaryota; Metazoa; Arthropoda; Malacostraca; Decapoda; Parastacidae. Gene Ontology annotation, cellular component: nucleus. The record is from RefSeq and is a predicted model, not a curated record.
ACACGGUAUUAUAAUUAGUUUCGAAAUAGUUACGUGUUUAAUAUCCUUCCUGGUUACGUUACUGAACUGGAGGCGUAAAUAAAGAAGGGUUUAGCGAGAGACAUUUUGCUAUCGUCUGCGUAUGCGCCGUAACACAAUAUGCCAAUGGCGUCACCAUCUGUUUUUAUUUCUAUUUUCUUCUCAUUUAACAGCCAGCAACUGUACACACGCCAAUAAUCUUCAGCAUAAUUAGGCAUGGAGGUCAUUUAAUUACCAGGGUAUAUACAUCUCGCUGGGUGGUGUUAUAAGAGGGUAUAAAAUGUGAGAAUAUAGACUAGGUGAGAGUGUUGGGUGCGAGUGCGUACACACAGCGGCGCCAGACUGUCCCACGGUGGUGUAACGAGAUCUUAGCGAGAAGACUUAACGAGAAUUUUGUGAUCUUACAGUUAUCCGUCGCUCACGGCACCUGCGAGUGUACCAUGAUAACUCUUAGCUUCAUGUGCCAUCGAGUGUAUAGUUCAUGGUACCGUGCAAGUGUGAAAUGGAAGUGAAAAAGAGGAAAGCUCGCUUUUCCGUUCAUGAAAUCGACGUCCUGGUGGACGAAGUGUACAAGAACAGGGCGACGCUCUUCUCCAGACUCUGCAGUACCAUCACUAACGAGAAAAAAAUGAUUAUCUGGCAAGCCAUCACCGAGAAAGUUAACGAGGUGUGUACCGUUCAGCCUAGAACUGCCGAUGAAGUUAGACGAAAAUGGUAUUAUUAUCUUAGCGACAGAAAGAAAGAAGUUUCCCGUAGAAAUAAGUUAAAGAAAACGGACUGUCACUCUGAGGUGUUGUACAGCCAGACAGAUCUAAGAAUUCUUGAACUUUUGGGCGAGAUAGAUGCCACCGAGAGAACAGUAGAAGGCGCAGUAGAGGGCCUCAUCUGUGAGGUAGACGCUGAUGCUCUGCCUAUAAGACCCUCAUCAGUGUCAAGUGACUUUAAUGAACAGGACCACAAUUUAAAGUCUCGCACCUCCUCAAGGGGGAUUCUCUCCCCCUCGCGUCUACAGGAUCAUUCACUAACUUCCGAAGAAGAACCUGGUGUGGGAGCAGCAGCCAUAGCGACACCAGCGGUGGACACCAUAAAAAAAGAAAGCGUGUGCACAAACCACGACAGCUUCAGUGUGUACACCAACCACGACAGCUUCAGCCCUACAGUCACCGUGGGCAGCCCAGAGGACGACAAUAAUUACAGGCAUCCCAGCACGAAGCGGCCGCGCACGGAAGGCAAUGACAUCGACCAGGACGACGACCGCGACGACCAGGAAUUCCUGCAGCUGGAGAAGCGACGGGUCUACCUGCAAGAGUGUCAGCUGCGCCUCCUCCACGACAUCUACAGGCAGAUGCAGACAGACUCCGAGAGGAACCACGCCUUCCAGCAGGCAUUUCUCGACAUUGAAAGGCAAAGACUGGAGCUAGAGAAAUCUGCCACUUCCAAGUAGCAUUUUGCUACUGUUGCUUAAGCCUUUCUAAAUUGCCUACUCUAAAUCACCCUUAUUUACCAAUAACAGCUACAGGCAGCAGACAGUGGCGAUUCGAACCAAUAUUGUCAAUACUCUGGGCUAAGAAAUGGCAAAAUACCUUAGUUUCAAAUAAUUACGAUACAAUGGCCAGAACAAAUCACAAGGCUACAAAUUAGAAAUGAAAACUGGAUGCCAUUUAGAUUCAUGCUGGGCAGCUGUCAAAUAACCUUUUUAGUUAUUGUCUACAGUUUUAAAAGG